Rotaria socialis is the source of this 456-nucleotide messenger RNA. The record is from the annotation of a GenBank genome assembly. NCBI's taxonomy places the organism in Eukaryota, Metazoa, Rotifera, Eurotatoria, Philodinida, Philodinidae.
AUGAUCAUAGUUGCAUUAACAACUGUGGUAAUUUAUGCGGAGCAAAAUUUGAAUAAAGAUAUAUUAGAUUUAAGAAUAAACAUUACCAUUAUCAUGCGAGAUAUUGAAAAUAAUUGUAGUAAAUUACUUCAAAAAUAUCCAAAUUUAAUAAACUUACCUGAUAUUUUACCAACUUGUUGGCGUGUUCAUGGAUUUUAUCGUUAUGGAAAAUUAGUUGUUGUUCUAUUAAUUGUUCAUGAUUGUGUAUCAAUGUAUCUCGUAUCGGGUGGUCCAUUUUCAUACUUUUUUAUGUCUAUGAUAAUUGGUAUUUUAAGUAUCCUCGGUGUUUAUGUAUCACAAAUGGGCCUAAUUUUAGUCAUUGACUUUAUAUAUGUUAUUCUCGGAUUUGUAAUUGUCACAAGAUUACAUAACAAAUGUUUUACUCCUUUACCAGCCGAACAAUUACGUACAUUAUAA